AUGUCGUUCCGCGAGCUUCGGAACCUGACGGAGAUGAUGCGAUCUCUGGGGUAUCCACGCCCCAUUUCGAUGGAGAAUUUCCGUACGCCAAACUUCGAAUUAGUGUCCGAUCUGCUCUACUGGAUGGUGAAGAAGUACGAUCCAAGCUCCAGCAUCACCGAAGAAAUUGACACGGAGGACGACCGAGUCGAGUUCUUAACACAAGUGGCCACUGAAGUGCUGGCAAAAGCUCGUAUUCGUCUCAACCCGAAGAAACUGUACGCAGCUGACGGCUUUGCUGUCAAGGAGUUGAUCAAGCUUGCUCGUGUGCUGUAUGAGGCUUCACGGAUCGAUCUGGCUGCACAGCAGGAGCCCGACGAUGACGACGACGAAGUAUCAGUCAAGUCUAUGCUAGGAUCACGUGUAAAAGACCCCAAGGCGACACGCCAGCUCGCAUCGGACAUCACGCAGUCGGGAGCCAAGCUCUACGACCUCCUGGAUACAGAACUCGAUGUCCGCGACGCAAGACAACAAGCUAUCCGAUUUCUGGAUGCCCUCUCCACUAACCAUGAAAACUCGAGUGAGCAGAAGUUCCUCGAGCGAAGUAUCCAGGAUAUUUUGGUUAAUCUACAAGAGAACGUCGAGCUCACGGAGCGUCAAGUGGUAGAGCUGGAUGCUGAGGAGAAAGCUCUGGCAGCGAAGAUCAAGAAGGCGCAGACAGAUCUAGAGCGUAGUGAGAAACGACUCAAGAGCUUGCAGCAUGUUCGCCCUGCGUUUAUGGACGAGUACGAGAAGCUGGAGAAGGAGCUGGAACGCCAGUACGCCAUCUAUUGUGAACGCUUCCGCAACCUCGACUACUUGCAACGAGAACUGGAUCUGCACAAUAGUCGAGAGAUGAAGAAACUGGCAGAGAACGACAGAUCGCUCAAGAAGUUGCAGAAGAAAUUCCGCGACGACGAGCUGGCCAUUUUACGCGGUGAACAAGAGGAUCAAAUUGAGAACUCGAUGCUGGAUGCGAUGGAGACCACCAACAAUAACAGACAUAGUGGUGGGAGACCACGGCAAGCGAGCGUCUCUGGCAGCAACCAAAAAGGUCGCGGUGCUGUGAAGAAGAGAGCUGGUUCGGAUGAGGACAGCAGCUCGGGAGGAAUCAGUGGCAGUGGCAGUGGAAGCAGCGAUGACGACGACUCAAGCGACGAAAGUGUCUCACUUGCAGACUCUGGCGAGCUUAUCGACAACGAUGACGACUCGGGGUCUGAUGCAGGGUCGGGCUCUGGCUCGGGUUCAGGCUCAGGAGCUUCGGGCUCGGAGACGAAUUCGGAUUCUGAUCAAGAUUUCUGA
Molecule: messenger RNA, 1320 nt
Organism: Phytophthora infestans T30-4
Lineage: Eukaryota; Oomycota; Peronosporomycetes; Peronosporales; Peronosporaceae
Product: clusterin-associated protein 1
Exons: 2
Coding region: 1-1320 (439 amino acids)
Biological process (GO): cilium assembly
Cellular component (GO): cilium; centrosome; intraciliary transport particle B
Source: RefSeq, a predicted model, not a curated record